Messenger RNA from Tinamus guttatus (white-throated tinamou), 3779 nucleotides. Lineage: Eukaryota; Metazoa; Chordata; Aves; Tinamiformes; Tinamidae. The record is from RefSeq and is a predicted model, not a curated record.
AUGGAGAAAGGGACGGCUUCGAGUGGAGGCUGGUUUCUCCAUCAUCUCCGUUGCUCUUUUGCUUGUUCUGGGCAAGAAGCAGUUUGUCAAGGGACAAAUAACAAGCUGACGCAGCUGGGGCACGUGGAGGACCAUUUCACCAGCCUGCAGAGGAUGUAUAACAACUGUGAGGUGGUACUGAGCAACCUAGAGAUUACAUACGUGGAGCACAAUCGUGACCUCUCCUUCCUGAAGUCCAUACAGGAGGUUGCGGGCUACGUGCUCAUCGCACUUAACAUGGUGGAUGUAAUUCCCCUAGAAAAUCUUCAGAUCAUCCGAGGCAAUGUGCUUUAUGACAACUCUUAUGCUCUGGCAGUUUUAUCCAACUACCACAUGAAUAAAACCCAAGGACUCCGUGAACUGCCAAUGAGACAGCUGUCAGAAAUUCUCAAUGGAGGUGUUAAAAUCAGCAACAACCCCAAAUUAUGCAACAUGGACACUGUCCAGUGGAAUGACAUCAUUGACACAAGCAAAAAUCCUCCUACAGUGCUCGAUUUUGCAAGAAACCUGUCCUCUUGUCCCAAAUGCCAUCCGAACUGCACAGAGAAGUACUGCUGGGGCCCUGGUGAAGAGAACUGCCAGACAUUAACAAAAGUCAUCUGUGCCCAGCAGUGCUCUGGACGGUGCAGGGGAAAGGUGCCCAGUGACUGCUGCCACAACCAGUGUGCUGCUGGGUGUACAGGACCUCGGGAGAGCGACUGUCUGGCAUGUCGCAAGUUUCGGGAUGAUGCCACCUGCAAGGACACAUGUCCCCCAUUAGUCCUGUAUAAUCCCACCACCUACCAGAUGGAUGUCAACCCCGAUGGAAAAUACAGCUUUGGAGCCACGUGCGUGAGGGAAUGUCCUCACAACUAUGUGGUGACGGACCAUGGCUCCUGUGUUCGCUCGUGUAAUACUGAUACUUAUGAAGUGGAAGAAAAUGGUGUUCGGAAGUGUAAAAAAUGUGACGGGCUGUGCAGCAAAGUAUGCAAUGGCAUCGGGAUUGGUGAGCUUAAGGGGAUUCUCUCCAUAAAUGCCACAAACAUUGACUCCUUCAAAAACUGUACCAAGAUCAACGGGGACGUCAGCAUACUCCCAGUUGCAUUUCUAGGUGAUGCCUUCACCAAGACGCUGCCUCUUGACCCUAAGAAACUGGAUGUCUUCAAAACAGUCAAAGAAAUAUCAGGAUUUUUGUUGAUUCAGGCUUGGCCUGAAAAUGCUACUGAUCUCUAUGCUUUUGAAAAUCUGGAGAUUAUACGAGGCAGAACCAAGCAACAUGGCCAAUACUCCCUUGCAGUUGUUAAUUUGAAAAUACAGUCAUUAGGGCUGCGCUCCCUUAAGGAAAUCAGUGAUGGAGAUGUUGCCAUUAUGAAGAACAAGAACCUCUGCUAUGCAGACACGAUGAACUGGCGCAGUCUGUUUGCAACUCAGAGUCAGAAAACAAAAAUAAUACAAAACAGAAAUCAAAAUGAAUGUGCUGCUGCUCAGCAUGUUUGUGACCCCAUGUGCUCAGACAUAGGCUGCUGGGGCCCUGGGCCCUUCCACUGCUUCUCCUGCAAAUAUUUUGGCCGCCAGAAGGAGUGUGUGAAAGAGUGCAAUAUCCUGCAAGGGGAGCCCCGGGAGUUUGAAAGGGACUCGAAGUGCCUCCCAUGUCACCCUGAGUGCCUGGUGCAAAACUCCACCAUCUACAAUGCCACCUGCACUGGACCCGGCCCAGACAACUGCAUGAAAUGUGCCCACUUCAUAGAUGGCCCUCACUGCGUGAAAACCUGCCCUGCGGGGGUGCUGGGGGAGAAUGAUACCCUCGUCUGGAAAUACGCCGACGGAAACUCCGUCUGCCAACUCUGCCAUCCCAACUGUACCCGUGGGUGCAAAGGGCCAGGUCUUGAAGGCUGUCCAAACGGCUCCAAAAUCCCCUCCAUCGCAGCUGGUGUGGUCGGAGGCCUCCUGUGCCUCGUUGUGGUUGGCUUGGGCAUCGGCCUCUACGUGCGCCGGCGCCACAUCGUGCGGAAGCGGACCCUGCGCCGGCUGCUCCAGGAGAGGGAGCUUGUGGAACCUCUGACACCCAGCGGGGAGGCACCAAACCAGGCUCAUCUGAGAAUUUUAAAGGAAACUGAAUUUAAGAAGGUCAAAGUUUUAGGCUCUGGGGCUUUUGGCACUGUUUAUAAGGGACUUUGGAUCCCAGAAGGGGAGAAGGUUAAAAUUCCUGUUGCUAUUAAAGAGUUGAGAGAGGCUACAUCACCCAAAGCCAACAAGGAAAUACUUGAUGAAGCUUACGUGAUGGCCAGUGUUGACAAUCCCCACGUCUGCCGCUUGCUGGGGAUCUGCCUCACUUCCACCGUGCAGCUCAUCACGCAGCUCAUGCCAUACGGCUGCCUCCUCGACUACAUCCGCGAGCACAAGGACAACAUUGGCUCCCAGUACCUCCUCAACUGGUGUGUGCAGAUCGCAAAGGGUAUCAUUUAUAAACAUAAUCUUUCACUGGGGCACAGAGACAUUGCCGCCAGGAACGUCCUCGUGAAAACUCCUCAGCACGUGAAAAUCACCGACUUUGGGCUGGCCAAGCUGCUUGGUGCUGAUGAGAAAGAGUAUCACGCGGAGGGAGGCAAGGUUCCUAUUAAAUGGAUGGCUUUGGAGUCAAUUUUACACCGGAUCUACACUCAUCAAAGUGAUGUCUGGAGUUAUGGUGUGACUGUCUGGGAGCUCAUGACGUUUGGGUCCAAGCCAUACGAAGGGAUUCCCGCCAGUGAAAUUUCCUCAGUCUUGGAGAAGGGCGAGCGUUUGCCUCAGCCACCGAUCUGUACCAUUGACGUCUACAUGAUCAUGGUCAAAUGCUGGAUGAUCGAUGCCGACAGCCGUCCCAAGUUUCGUGAACUGAUAGCGGAGUUCUCCAAAAUGGCCCGAGACCCUCCACGCUACCUUGUUAUACAGGGAGAUGAAAGGAUGCACUUGCCCAGCCCUACAGAUUCCAAGUUUUAUCGCACCCUGAUGGAAGAGGAAGACAUGGAAGAUAUAGUGGAUGCAGAUGAAUAUCUCGUUCCACACCAGGGAUUUUUCAGUAGCCCCUCAACAUCCCGGACUCCGCUUCUGAGUUCAUUGAGUGCUACCAGCAACAAUUCUGCCACAACCUGUAUUGAUAGAAAUGGGCAGGGACACCCAGUGAGGGAAGACAGCUUUGCCCAGAGGUAUAGUUCAGACCCGACGGGUGCUUUCUUGGAAGACAGCAUAGACGAUGGCUUCCUGCCUGCUCCAGAGUAUGUAAACCAGUUGAUGCCCAAGAAACCAUCUGUGGCAGUGGUCCAGAAUCCGAUCUACAACAACUGCUCUGUCUCGGGAAAUUCCACGGACUCGGGCUACCAGAAUUCCCACAGUACAGCCGUGGACAACCCUGAGUAUCUCAACACCAAUCAGUCUCCUCUGGGCACGACAGUCUUCGAGAGCUCUCCGUAUUGGAUCCAGGCGGGCAAUCACCAAAUAAACCUGGACAAUCCUGACUAUCAGCAGGACUUCCUGCCGAAAGAAAGCAAACCUAAUGGUCUUUUGAAAGUUCCUGCAGCAGAAAACCCAGAGUAUUUAAGGGUAGCAGCACCAAAAAGUGAAUACAUUGAAGCCUCAGCAUGACCAUAGAGAAUUACUUCUUGCAGCGAGGCAAGCCAGGCUCUUGGUGAAGCACCUGGCUGCUGCAGGAACAGACUCUGCACAGAGCGAGUGGCAACUGCAGUGCAUCAGCCAGCACAUCUUUCCCUUCCAGCAUGUGGGCU